CCGGCGCUGCGCAUUUGCCCGCCAGUCCGCCCGUCCGGAGCCCGGCUCGCUGGGGCAGCAUGGCGUGGUCGCCGCUGCUCGGCGGGCCGCGGGCCGGGGGCGUCGGCCUUCUGGUGCUGCUGCUGUUGGGCUUAGUUCGGCCGCCCCCCGCGUUCUGCGCGCGGCCGGUAAAGCCCGGCCCUGUCCCCGCCGCUGCGCUCAGACCCCGGCCCCCGGUCUACGACGACGGUCCCACCGGCCCAGAGGCCGAGGACGCCGGCGACGAGACGCCCGAUGUGGACCCGGAGCUGCUGAGGUACUUGUUGGGGCGAAUCCUCGCGGGGAGCGCCGACCCCGAGGCUGUGGCUGCCCCGCGCCGCCUCCGCCGUGCUGCCGACCAGGAUCUGGGCCCCGAGGUGCCCCCUGAGGGGGUGCUGGGGGCCCUGCUGCGGGUGAAGCGCCUGGAGACCCCAUCGCCCCAGGCGCCGGUGCGCCGCCUCCUGCCCCCCUGAGCACCGCCCGGGUCCUGCGCACCCUCGGGCCCAGGACCACCCCAUCCCAACACCCCGACUGCUCCCCGUCGGCACAUCGAGAGCGGCUUACCCCGUCAGCCGCAGUUGCAGCCCUAGAACCCCGAGAUCCCCGCCUUUGGCCCCACAAUAAAUGCGAUCUGAAGCAGCUCUA
Leptonychotes weddellii (Weddell seal) is the source of this 663-nucleotide messenger RNA. The record is from RefSeq and is a predicted model, not a curated record. NCBI's taxonomy places the organism in Eukaryota, Metazoa, Chordata, Mammalia, Carnivora, Phocidae.